ACACAAACCGGAAGUUGUUGUCAUUUCCCACUUCUCUUCCAAAGCGUUUAUUUUCUUGUCUGAUAAACCUAAGCGUUUGAAAUCAACUCUGGAGGAAGCCGUCGCAUUAUUGGAACUAUAUUUAGUUGUAAUGAUUAUCUCAUUUUCCUGGGCUAUUUAUUUUAUAUUCGUGUCGAAGCCGUUGUUUGGGAAAAGCUAGCGAGCUAACAAGUGUUAGCCAUGGGUCGAUGACGUUAAAGUAAAUUUCCUGACGUGGAUUGAAUCGUCUGGAAACCGCAGAUGGAUUUCUCAAAGUUCCUGGACGAUGAUUUUGAUGUGAAAGACUGGGUGAACGGCGCCUUCAAGGUGGUGCGGAAGGAUGCACCGGGGAAGGCGGACACGCACGCUGCGACGCUGGUUAUGAAGCUGCAGUUAUUCAUCCAAGAAGUAAACAAUUCUAUAGAGGAGACGAGUAAUCAGGCCCUGCAGAACAUGCCCAGAGUGCUUCGAGAAGUGGAGGCAUUGAAGCAAGAGGCGUCUUUCCUUAAAGAGCAAAUGGUUCUGGUCAAAGAGGACAUUAAGAAGUUUGAGCAGGACACAGUGCAAUCCAUGCAGGUUCUGGUGCAGAUUGAUCAAGUGAAGAGUCGCAUGCAGUUGGCAGCAGAGGCGCUACAAGAGGCUGAUAAAUGGGCUACACUAAGCACGGACAUCGAGGAAACCUUCAAGACACAGGAUCUUGCAGCCAUCUCAUCCAAGCUGACCAGCAUGCAGAACAGCUUGGCCAUGUUGGUGGACACGCCAGACUACUCAGAAAAGUGUGUUCAUCUUGAGGCUCUGAAAAACAGACUAGAAGCCCUGGCCAGCCCACAAAUCGUGUCCGCAUUUAAUUCCAUGUCUGUAGAGCAAGCCAAGCUAUUUGCUAAAGUCUUCUCAGAAAUUGAUAGAAUGCCGCAGCUCCUUGCAUACUACUACAAGUGUCAUAAAGGGCAGCUUGUGACUAUAUGGCAGGAUCUUUCCCAGAGCGAGCUCAGCCUGAAUCAGCAACUAUCCGAAUUCUACGACACCUUACUCUCCACAUGGCACACUCAGCUCCAGUGGUGCAGCCAGGUGUUCAAGAACCCGUAUGAGGUAGUGACAGUGCUGCUGAUUCAGACUCUGGGUGCCUUGGUUCCCUCCAUCCCCGUGUGCCUGAGUGCAGCCAUGGAGCGGGCGGCCCAAGAGCAGUGCCUUAACGCCCUGCUGGAGCUUCACCACACCACGCUCACCUUGGGACACAACUUGGAAGCCGCCAUGAUGCCACACCUCGGUGAGAAUAACCUCCUUAAGGUGAAUGAGCUCGUGUGUGUGCUGUAUGACCCCUAUAAGUCUUAUCAGCUCCAGUAUGGAGAACUGGAGGAAACACACCUCCUCAUCCAGAUCAGUGCUGUUCCUUUGGAGCACGGUGAGGUCAUUGAUUGCGUGGAGGAGCUGAACCUCUCAGUCGGGAAGCUGUUUGGACUGGCAAGUGCAGCCGUGGACCGCUAUGUGAAGCUCACAGAUGGACUAGGCGUGGUUGGCCUCCUCAAGGCUCUCAAAGCACUCUUCACCAAGUAUGUGUCAGACUUCUCGACUACACUGCAGUCCAUCAGGAAGAAGUGCAAACUGGAGGACACGCCCACUUCUUCCGUGUUCCAAGAGGACUGGACAGCUUUCCAGAACUCUGUCAGAAUCAUCGCCACAUGUGGGGAGUUGCUGAGACAAUGUGGCGCCUUCGAGCAGCAGCUGUCAAACAAGAUCAUGGCCACGGCAGGUAAGUACCUGUCGGAGUCAUAUAGCCCCCGCAGCCUGGCGGGCAUCCAGGAAGCGAGUGCAGCUGAGAGGAAGGUUGCCACCCAAAAUCCCUGGCAGGAGUAUAACUAUCUCCAGAGGGGCAGCAUGGCGGAGUACAGCUGUCUCAUGGAAGUGCUUUACUCGCUGAAGGAGAAGGGCGCUGGCAACUCCAACCUGUUAACUGAGCCAAGAGGGGCGCUAACCCGACUCAAUCAGCAGGCUCAACAGCUGGCGUUUGACUCUGUCUUUCUACAGAUUAAACACCAGCUCUCCCCCGUCGCCAAGAUGGAGAGUCAAGACUCACCUGGUUUAGGAGAGAGCUAUGCUGAAGACCUGCCUACAUUCAGCUUGUCACCACAGGAGUACAUCACAAAUAUAGGUCAGUACCUGAUGUCUCUGCCGCUCCAUUUGGAACCCUUCGUGACACAAGAGGAUCCAGCAUUAGAGUUGGCAUUGCAUGCUGGGAAGUUACCCUUUCCUCCAGAGCAAGGUGAUGACCUUCCUGAACUGGACAACAUAGCGGACUACUGGCUGGGCUCCAUCGCUCGGGCAACCAUGCGGAAGUACUGUGACGCCAUCCUGCUCAUUCCUCAGCUCAGCACACAUUCCACCAAACAGCUGGCCACAGAUAUUGACUAUUUGAGCAACGUGAUGGAUGCUCUCGGCCUGCAGCCCUCUCGUACACUACAGCAGAUUCUCACCCUGCUGAGGGCCAAACCAGAAGACUACAGACAAACCUCCAAACAGUUACCUCGGCGUCUGGUGUCUACCAUAGCAACCCUCCGCUCCAUUGACUACUAAAAAAACAGCCUUUUUUCCACCCCCAUCUCCCUUUCUUUACCUAUGUCUAUUGAGGUGACGGUUUGUAUACCAAUUCGCAAUAUUGUGCUCCAUACUACAACAGGAAGCAACAUGGUCAUGACUAGACUUUUUGGCUUUGCUACUUUCCGAGAUCAGGGUACAUGUAACAGCAUUGAAUUACUUCUCAUGCUAAUGAUUUGUAACGUAAACAGCAUAGUUGCGUGUGGACAUUUCCAAUAUUUUUAAAUAUGCUGUAAAUGUGUACAUAAAGCAUUUACACAAUAUUUUGUUGUCCUAAUGUUAUUGAGGUAUUUUAAUCCAGUUGGGUAAGGGUUUGUUAAUGACAUCAGAUUGUCUCCGGUUCAGUUCAAAACAUGGAGUGACUUGGAACAGUUUGCAAAAAAAACAGCCUUUGCCGAGUGUGUUUUGCAGGAAAAAAAAGUUAAAACAGCAGUGCUCUCGUGUCGUUUGGAAGGUCUUUGACUACGUCCUGAAGAAUGUCUGUCACAAAGAUGAUCUUUGACCUCCCUUU
Messenger RNA from Doryrhamphus excisus (bluestripe pipefish), 3121 nucleotides. It is a transcript of the gene cog7, whose product is annotated as component of oligomeric golgi complex 7. Gene Ontology annotation, cellular component: COG complex. NCBI's taxonomy places the organism in Eukaryota, Metazoa, Chordata, Actinopteri, Syngnathiformes, Syngnathidae. Gene Ontology annotation, biological process: Golgi organization; retrograde vesicle-mediated transport, Golgi to endoplasmic reticulum; intracellular protein transport. The record is from RefSeq and is a predicted model, not a curated record.